This is a messenger RNA of Temnothorax curvispinosus, 1204 nucleotides long. It is a transcript of the gene Psf3, whose product is annotated as DNA replication complex GINS protein PSF3. Gene Ontology annotation, cellular component: GINS complex. The transcript is spliced from 4 exons. The record is from RefSeq and is a predicted model, not a curated record. Lineage: Eukaryota; Metazoa; Arthropoda; Insecta; Hymenoptera; Formicidae. The coding region runs from base 208 to 816 and encodes 202 amino acids. Gene Ontology annotation, biological process: mitotic DNA replication initiation.
CAACGUAUUAUCUACAUUAUCAUCUUAUGCUAUUUUAUAAUCGGCGUUUCUUACCAAAGAAGAAUAAGAGAAAGAAGUAAAGAAGUACGCCAUUAUUUCGUGAGAGGCGCUGAUUCACUGAUUGUUGAUCAACAGAUGCAAUCACUAAUCAGAUGCAACUCCAUCGGAGCUGUUUAGGAUUUUCAACAUAAUAUUGAAAGUACAAGAAUGACGUUGUCCUACAGUUAUAUGCCGGAUUAUUUUUCUCUGACGGAUAUUUUGUGCACGGAGGAACGGAUAUCGUGCAAAGUAGAAGUCUCGCUACCUCGCUUGGGUUUUCUGGAUCUUUCUUCCGAGUCGGAGGACCUGAAACCAGGUACAAAGUUGGAACUUCCACUAUGGUUGGCGCAACCGUUGAAUAGAGUAAGGGAAUCAAUAGUCAGCGUAGACAUACCCAAGACAUACAAGGAAGGCUACAGAGAAAUUUUAUUAGCAGACGCUUGUACUGUCGUACUUAAUAAAUGGAAUCCGUAUUAUUACGAACUGGGAAUGUAUUUGAGAAGGUUCAACAAUCGCGAUUGCGAAAUGAUAAUUGACAGUUUGUUACUAACCUUCAGGUCGCGAUUUAGACUAGUCAUGGACUGGGCACAAAAUCCUGUUUCCGAUCCCACGCUUAAUAGUUUACUGCCGAGAUUAGAGAGAGACUUGUUCCUCACAGGCAGGAAGGCCAAGUUGCAAUUGAACGAAUGGUUAAGGGAAGGCUCGAGCGUUAUCGAAACUUCACAGAGCGCUGUGAAUCUUAAAAAGCGAAAACGAACAGAUUACGAACUGGAUUGAAACGUGCGCUGCAUACGAUACAUGUGAUAAAACAAAUAUAAAGUACGAUAAAUUAUAUACUUACUACGCGGUGUAAUUUUUUUUUAUACGAAUGAUUAAUAAGCGCGAUUGUAAUAUUAAAUAAAAUUUAUUGUCUUAUACAUUGAAACUACAUAUCCCUUUAUUUAAAGAUACAAAUAUAUCUGUGUAACUUAUUACUUAUUAAAUAACAAAUAAAAACUUUAUAUAUAUAUAUGUAUAUAUGUAUACAUACGUAUUUUGUAUGGAAUCAGUCACAUUCGAACUGUUAACAAUAUAAUAGAAAGGAUCAUACAACAAAAAGUGAUAAUAUCUAUUUCACAACCCAUGACUAAAAAUUGUUAAAAUAUCUUAGUAGAUAUAUGCAAUA